Molecule: messenger RNA, 3322 nt
Organism: Mucor mucedo
Lineage: Eukaryota; Fungi; Mucoromycota; Mucoromycetes; Mucorales; Mucoraceae
Exons: 8
Coding region: 288-3281 (997 amino acids)
Source: RefSeq, a predicted model, not a curated record
UGGGCUAUGACAUCAUUACCUCUGGAGUGGUAGUCAUUAAUAGACCUACAAAUAUUGUUGAAAGAUUUGAAAACAAAUACUGUACCUCAAUUUUAUAUGACACUAUCACCAGAAGGGUCAUUACCAGAGGUAAAUUGGCCGAUGAAGCGAAUGAGAAUUCGAAAGAGCUUCAAGAAGGCGUUAUUUAUGUACGAAACACCUUAAGCGCGCUCACUGACAUUUAUUUAAAACCCAAGCAACAAUCUUUCGAUAAUACGGCACUGUACGCGCUCUUGUACGAGGAAGCUAUGGACCUUUUACAAAAAAUACUGGAUCAUUAUAAAGAAAAGUUGAAUAGUGUAAAUACGGAUUUUUAUUAUUCUUUGAUUCUUCCAACCAGUUGGGAUUAUAAAGCAAGAGAAGAAUUGUUCCUGCCUCUAUUCGUAAAAGCUGGUCUUUUCCAUGAAGAUGAUGGUCCAGGCAGGCUGCUGUUUUUUUCAAUGUUAGAGGUAAUCUUUCAGAACAUGCAGAUGGAUAAAGGACUCUAUUGUGGUUUAGAAUUAAAGCAUAACGAGCAGCGCGUUAUGGGUACAAUAGAAUAUCAAGGUGCAUACUCCGUGGAUUUGAAAUUGGUAUCAACUCAAUAUCCUUCUUUCAGAUUAGCAAAAAGAAAAUUGGUGCCACAAUUGUUGAAACAAGCUCAUUUUGUAAUCCCGUUUGGACUAAAGGAACUACGAUUGUCAUUAAUAGCGUGCGUGGAAAAGCAUUGUGCUACUACGUUAUCAUCAGAAUCUAUCGACGACAUGCUUGAAAAACUCAGUCAAAAGUACGAUGGAGUUAAUGUUUUCAAAAUCAAAAGUGAUGAUUUAUACGAUCAGCCAUUGUCAGACUUGAAAUCUCGCUGGACGAAUAGAUUAAUCUAUUUAGAGGACAUACUUGAACAUUUUUCUUGUUCUUUCGAAAAAUUCUUUAGAAAUGAAGUAGACAAACUUCUUGUAGGCACGAGUAAUAUAGCACCCAGGUCAUUGGACAUUUUUUACACAAAUCGAAUUCCCAGAACUUUUUUAGCUGUAGGGUUAAUUUUAUCGGUUGAUUGUUUAUCGAAAAAGUAUUUCUGGGAACUUAGAGAAUCUUACACGUUAACAAACCUCCGUGGUGAUUCCCCCAAUUUCAGACUCUUUAACCAUCCUAUCCGAAGAAAUGCAACUAUACAGCUUUUGGAAAACCGAAUGGAAGAAUUUAACGUGCGCAGAAACCCAACUAUACUACCCAGCAAAACAACAUUGGAAGAACCCAAAAUUUGCUUAAAGCCUAUUAUCUUCAUUAAUAUCGACAUAUCGCUUACACAACUCCAGACUGUUUUUACAUACCUGGAUGAAGAUAGGCAAGUUGGACAGAAGCAAAAUUUUAAAUAUAAAAUGCAACCGUUGAAUUGUUUCAUCAAGCAAUUAGAAAUAUAUCAAAGGCCAGUACUACAUAUAUCAAAUAGACUGAAAUUAGGUUUAGAAAAGAUUUUUGGUGACUAUCUUGAAUUAUACUCAAGUUACGAAAGAAAUGUGAAAAGAGGAGUGCUGGUGAACCAAGUAUCCAAAUUACUUGGCCAAGCAUCCCGAAAAAUGCAGAGGAGAAGUAUUUUAAGCAAUGAUGAGUGGAUAAAAUCCAGUAGAAAUCGACAAAACGAAAUCAGGAAAUUAUUUGUUUCUUCACAACCAAACUUAUUUGAACAGCUUACGGCAAACCUUAAAGUAGAAAAUCUCUUUGUGUCGAAAGAUAAAUUUUGGAGUUCGGAUAGCGAGCCAUUCACUACUUAUCAUCCAGGUUAUAUAUUUUUUUUUGUGAUCACAUAUUUGCAUUGCCUCAACAAGCAAAUAGAGGAAGCAUUAAAUAUUAAUUUGGGAAACAGCUCGAAAGCUUACAAGACUUGGUACGGCGUCUCUAUUGAUAAAAACCUAUUAGAUACUGUAUUCGGCUCAAUAAAGAAAUUGGAAAAAUCUUUCUUUGCAAGUGGAAUACUCGGGAAGGACGACGAACUUCCAAAAGCAAAAUUUUGUACCCGUGGUGAAGAAAUUCUACCAUCUUUACAACACAUGUAUCAACAUUUGGAUUUUAGGUUGAAGUCGUUCUUUUUUGUCGCACAGAUAUAUUCAAAGCAUAUUCAACUCAGUUUGCAUCAAGUUGUCAAGCUGGCAUCACCCGAAGAAGAUCUAGCGUCCAUCAUUAUUCAAGAUGAAAUGAUACAUAUUCAUGAUGUAUAUGAUACACUCUGCAAACGUAUCAUGAAGAGCAUACAAUUCAAUUGUCGAGUUGACUAUUGUACUACGCAUAAGUACGGGGAAGAUAUGCAAUAUGAUUUCCAUUCAUUUCAGAUAUAUAGCAAUAUUUAUCGAAAUUUAAAACCAUGCGUUGUUGAACUUUUGGAAAAAAACAAAUCAAAUUUGGAUAUGAAUUCCAAAAUACAGCUGGAUAUCAACACGAAAUGUGAUUGCAGUGUUAGCAUAUUUCUUCGUGAUGUUAUUGAAGUAGGCCUUAUGUCAGUGAUAGAAAGUAUAACAUUAGAUGUAGUUUCUUCUUUGACAAACAAAGAGAUAUUUGGAAACUAUGUACCGAAUUAUAUAUUUGUGUUUGGAGACCCGUUUAAUCUGGCGCAGGGUUCAAAGAUCCACAUCACAUACACCAUGAUUAUGCAGAAGGCAAUCGACGACGGCUUAUAUUCUAAAGAAAAAGAUACGAAGGCAUUUAUACUGAAAGAAUCAAUUUUUCAAUUACUGAAUCCGCUUGUACCUAAAAGAAAACCCUAUAUGUUUGAAAGGUUUGUCACUGGAACUUUGUGCCAAGUAUCAAGCAAAACAUAUGGCAUGCGGGUCGAUCUCAAUGGGUUCUUUCCUUUCAUCAGAAUAAACAGUAGUGGUGAUAUCAAAAAUACGAUUGCAGAAGAUGGUAGUUAUUUGGUAUUUAUUCAGAAAGGGAAGCCAGUUUCAACAAAGAGUUUCAGAAUUCAAAUUGAUAGAAGAUACAACAACGAUAUUUUUUUGGGCAUUCUUCAGUUAGAUAGUUCAACUAUCACUGUUCCGGAAAAGUAUGCUCUAUUGCAAGGUGGUACUUCUGGUGUGACUUAUAACACAGGCUGCUUUUGCUUAUCGUAUGGUCAUAUCCGAAAUUUGGCUGUAGAAUGUAAGCAGAUGAGCAAUCAUUUAUCUAUCAAAUUAUCAAGAGGAUGCAUGGGCUAUAGUGAUGACUAUAUUGAUAAACCUUAUUACAGAACCGUAAAUUUCAUCGAGCCAUUGACACUCGCUUAUAUUUAACAUUCACUGCUUCAAUAAAAUCAACCUAUUUUUAAACCACC